Messenger RNA from Bicyclus anynana (squinting bush brown), 1427 nucleotides. RefSeq lists its product as uncharacterized. The transcript has a single exon. The record is from RefSeq and is a predicted model, not a curated record. NCBI's taxonomy places the organism in Eukaryota, Metazoa, Arthropoda, Insecta, Lepidoptera, Nymphalidae. The coding region runs from base 272 to 1039 and encodes 255 amino acids.
AAAUAUUCAAUGCAAACUGCAUUUUAGCCUACGCAGUGUCGGUCCUGAGCUCAACGGUAAUCAUAAAUUCAUUGCCACGCUUAGGAAGUCCUGACAAACCAAAACUUUGGAGCGAAACCUACACUUAUAUGGGUAUCGUAAUAAUUCAACGGCAACCAACUUAGUUGCUCCACCGUCACCACUCGAAGCGGACAUUAUGUGAUCACAAGAAAAUUCAGGUGGCCCAUUUGAAGAACUUUCAAAACUGUUCCCACCCAUAUAAGGCGUAGACAUGUCUAAGCUGACUGUCACAAACUUUAGCAACAGAACCGGAAGCCCGUACAAGAAUAACAAAGAAGAAGAAGUUAGAACACACGAAGAAGUUCUACAGAAGACAAAUACACAGAAAGAGAAGAAUAACGAGCUACUGCAAAAGGCUAAUAAGAAAACAGCCGAAUACCAGUCCAAUAAACCAAGUUCGGGAGUGUUCACUGAAGUAGUAGCCCACGGUGCCUUUACUACGAAGAAAUGUGAAAAAGAGAAAUCACCCAAACCAGAUCCAUCAACUACAAAAGCAAAUAAUGCUAAUAGUUCUAAAUCUUUACUCGGAUUUCCGUCUUCAGCUAACGAUUUAGCAUUAGACGCUAAAUCUGAUCUCGAAUCGGAUCCAAACAUUUCCAAAGAAGUCAAAGAAAAGGUUAUUGAGAAAUUAUUUACAUUGGUGUCUAUGGUUCAACAUGCCUACGAAUCGAAGGUGAGAAUUAUGACAGAAUUUGAUAAAUAUAAGGACACACACAUGAAGAACGAGUUACGAAGAGAACGGGAGCAUUCAGAACAAUUGUAUAAAUUGAAUAUGAAUUUUCAAAAUGAAGUUAUACAGUCUAUGCAACAACUGAGAAGUGAAUUGGAUGUCACUAGAAGUUUUUCAAACAAUACGCAUGACACUUGUGCUGAGAGUUUCAAGGAUAUUUCGCUAAACUAUGACUCUGGUGUGUCGACUCAUACACUCAAUUCCCACGACAAUAAUAUCAACUCUGACUCAUUAAGUAAGUGUGACUAAGUAAAGAUGACUAAAAUUGUAGGUAAACAUUUUAAAAUUGUGUCAAAAAAUUGUAUUUUUUUAUGAAAUUAAAGAUUUGAUGUGUUAAUUGUGAAUGUGAUUGUUAUAGAAAAUACCACAGAACAUACUUAUUUAUUAGGUUGCCUGGAACAGAUAGCUUGCUAACGAUAAGGUUGCCUAUUGUGCAUUUUUGUAAAUUUUUUGUUUUUAUAAUAUUGUAUUUUCUUUAUGGUGUAAAUUGUAUUUCCAUACAUUCUUUAUGCUGCGCAGUGGAAAAUAAAGUAGUUUAUUCCCUUUUUGUUUAAAAUUUCGCGUGUUGGUUUUUAUCACUUGGUAGGUGAAUAUAUGACAUAUUUUUAUUGUUAUAAAGACAAUGUACAAAUAAUCA